AUGACGAAGAAUCCCGUCAACCACGGCCGCGCUAAACACAUCGACAUCAAGUACCAUCACAUCCGUGAUGAAGUCAAGCGCGGCGAAGUGAAGCUUGAAUACUGCGAGACAACGUUGAUGUUGGCGGACAUCAUGACGAAGGGACUUCACGGACCGUGUCACAGAGCCUUGACAGCGGCGCUUGGCAUCCGCACGUGUUCGGAUUGA
Peronospora matthiolae is the source of this 207-nucleotide messenger RNA. The record is from the annotation of a GenBank genome assembly. NCBI's taxonomy places the organism in Eukaryota, Oomycota, Peronosporomycetes, Peronosporales, Peronosporaceae.